Molecule: messenger RNA, 3197 nt
Organism: Mizuhopecten yessoensis (Yesso scallop)
Lineage: Eukaryota; Metazoa; Mollusca; Bivalvia; Pectinida; Pectinidae
Product: TATA-binding protein-associated factor 2N-like
Exons: 2
Coding region: 253-954 (233 amino acids)
Source: RefSeq, a predicted model, not a curated record
CAGUGUAAAUAUAAUUAUAUAUUAUGUAAUUUUCAAGGUCACAUUGGAUCCGCCGUGUUCCGUGGAGAAAAUUGUGUACAGUGUACGUCCGGAACUCCUUUAACUUUUACCUACAAAAUAUUUCUGGAAAAUUGGCGCGGCCAAUUCGAAGUGGAACACAAUCCGGACAACAAUUCAAGUGGCUCCAAAACAAGUAGGCGUAGCUCUAAGCGUGGUGGAAAUGUCAUUGAAAGAGGUGGGCGUGAUUCCGAAAUGGGUUGGCGUGGCUCAGGUAGAGGUGGGCGUGACUCCGAAAUGGGUUUGCGUGGCUUAGGUAGAGGUGGGCGUGACUCCGAAAUGGGUUUGCGUGGCUUAGGUAGAGGUGGGCGUGACUCCGAAAUGGGUUGGCGUGGCUCAGGUACAGGUUGGCGUGGAUCCGAAAAUAGUAUGCAUGGCACCACAAGAGGUCAAGUCUAUGAGAAUCAAGACGACAGAUUACUUCCAUCUGGACCAACAUAUAUGGCGUCUCCACACCAGCAAAAGUUUGAACAAAGAGGGAGGGGAAGGGGCAGGGCAGGGCGAGGACAGGAAAGAGGUGGGUUUUGGGGGCAAAGAGGUGGAAGAGGGGGCAGCAGAGCAAAAGGAGGGUUCGGAGGGGGUGGAUUCGGCAGAGGUAGUGCAGCAGGUAGUAGAGAGGGUGAUGUAUGGGAUGAAAGAGUGAGUGUAAGUGAUGUUGGUGGUGAGAGAAUUGUUGGAUUUGGAAAAGAAGAGAGAGGAAAAGGAAGAAGUGGCGAUGGAAUGGUCAACAGAAGGGUUGGAUUUAGAGACGCUGAAGCAGCAACCGUAGUCUCAGCAGCGAGUUUGAGAGGAGUAAAUACAAGAGGAAGAGGAGGAAGAGAGGGAGAAGUUCGCGGAAGAGGUAGAGGAGAUCGCGGAAGAGGAAGUAAAGGCAGAAGAAAAGGACGUAGACAGUGAACAUCUACAUCCAUCGGCUAUUGUUUUAUUUCAUUUUGAAAAUAUUCCAUGUGUCAAAUCAAUUGGAGCAGACUGUAGGUAGAGUCUACCAGUUAAUACUGUAGAGCUUUGAGCAUAGAAGAUCGAUUUGUACAUGUAUUGAUAAAACUUGUUCCAUUAUUGAUGUAAAACCCUAAUGUUAUAAGUUUAAAUUUGUUUCUAUUUCUAGCAAUGAAUUGUCGAUACAAAUGCACACCGAUUUGGUUUCGUACAAGACAAGAAUUUCAAAUGCACCUUAGCUUCAGGUUAGCGUAGAUGUAUAAAGUAAUAGCGAACGUUCUCAGAAACAUCAAUGUAUUAUUUCAAAAGUGUUUAUGUAUAACGUAAAGUAAGCUAAAAGCUGUGUAAAAAGAAUGGUGAGAAAAUGCAUCGAGUGUCAUUACUUGUACAUAAGUAAGAUUCGUUGUAUAUUUUGUGACUUUCUGAACUUCAGAUUUCUGUGAAUUAUCGUGAUUAAUGAAUAUUGUAUGUGUUAGACGCCUGUUAGAUUUUUUCAUGUUUCCAAGUCAUACAGAUUUAGCAAGAUUGUUUAUUGCGUUGUGCAAGUGUUAUAUGAUAUAAUCUGAAAUAUAGCUUUUAUAUUUUAUCUUUAAACGUGGGUUUUUUCAGCGGAGUUGAGCAUAGCGACUCUUAUAUUUUUUUCAUAUCAAUUCUGGAUAUGUAAUCAUCGUCAUAUAUUGAUUUCAUCAUGUAAGUAGUUAUUAUGAUUGAUGAAAAAUAACGGGCAGAGAAUAAUGCUCUCACUUUCCUGUAAAUAUAACAUAAUAUAAUUAAUCUCAUUUUGAGAGAGGAUAAAAUUUUAUAAACCAUGUGUUAGUUAAGUUGCCGUGUUUGAUUGGUAUAUAAAUGUCCUUAUUAGCUGUUAUAAUAUUACAUUAUUGUACCUUUUAUAGAAUUUAAAGUCAUUGACAAUUUGUUCUGCAAACUUUCGAAAAGAGUACUCCGUUCUUGACAAAGGAAACAGACGUUUUCGAAUCAAGCAAAGAAAGUUUUCGUAUUUGAUAUUGCGAGCCUUGUAUGUUACCCUGGUACCAUUUUAGUAUACCAAAGGUACAGUUAGCUUAAUUGAGAUAUCAGUCUUAUUUAUUGCUACCAAUUUGCGGUUGUUGUUUUUUUUAUUUUACAAAAGGAAGUUACUUGCUUCUAUGUUGUCUAUUUUUCCGAUGUGCUCUAAUAAUAUUUCACCGGGUGUGUUUCUAAAUUUUGUUAUUUUUAUAUGCUGUUAUUUCAAAAAGCACUUUGUUGAAACUUAGCUUUUCCCAUGUUGGUGGGCUUAUGUGAUUCAGAGUACACUUGAAGUUUUCUGUACAGUGUUAAAGUCAGACCACACAGAUCUGUCUGGUUGACAAACUAUAUAGAUUACAGCCAAGUAAAUAUCCAGAAAGGGGGAACAUGUGGAUCAAUUUUACCCGUAUUUAUCUAGUCAAAGACAUGUUUGGUGGCAUUCUGUUAUUUUUAUCAUCUUACGUUAGUGCUUUCUUUUUUCAUAAACAUUGUUUUUGUUGUUGUCUUCUCUUUGUUGAUUGUGUAUUGAUUUGGUUUUUAUUUUUUUGUUGGGGUUUUUUUUUGGGGGGGGGGGACUAUUGUAUUCAAUGUUGUUUAUAUAUCUGUAUCGGUUUUAUAGUUGUUCCAUUUCAACAACUAUGUGUAUCACCUCAUCACUAAUCCCUUGUGUUUAACUAUAGAACCAAAGAGUUCAGUCUUCAUAAGCCUAACUAUACAAACGAACAAAUAAUAAAAAAAAUUCUAUAUAAUGGGAAUUGCUGCCUAAUAUAGGUCCAUGGUCUCGUUGCUUUUCGUCCAACGAUAUCGCGUAAAUUUCACAAUUUAGAAUUUCAAGAAUUCUGGAAAAAUAUCAUAGAUCCCUCCUAUCACAUUCAACAGGUCGUUCAGCUAAGAGGAUCAUCGACACCUGGGUUCAGGACCGCAUAUUAAUCAAUACACAUUAAUGAUUAAGUGGAUAUAACUUUCCACAGACUUUCAUCGUCUAUAUAAAUAUUACCCACAAAGGUCAACACGAUAGGUCAUUCUGGUCUGACAAAGACACUGUUAUAUUGCUAUUCAUUAUCAAAUAUACACGCAUGUAUUUGUUGGGAACGCCAUUCAUGGUAAACUAUGCACGUACUUGUAUCACAGACAUAUAUAUGCGAGUAUCAUUAUUCGCAGUGAAAUGUACAAAUAUUUGUCUUACGCUUUUGUGUAUA